Mytilus trossulus (common blue mussel) is the source of this 560-nucleotide messenger RNA. Its product is annotated as small nuclear ribonucleoprotein Sm D2. Gene Ontology annotation, biological process: spliceosomal snRNP assembly; RNA splicing. Gene Ontology annotation, molecular function: RNA binding. The record is from RefSeq and is a predicted model, not a curated record. The transcript is spliced from 3 exons. Gene Ontology annotation, cellular component: precatalytic spliceosome; U2 snRNP; catalytic step 2 spliceosome. The coding region runs from base 131 to 490 and encodes 119 amino acids. Lineage: Eukaryota; Metazoa; Mollusca; Bivalvia; Mytilida; Mytilidae.
UUUUAACCAGUACAUGCAAUCACAUAUCGGGAACCAGUGCAAACGUUAUACUAUCAACUUCCGGUUAAAGCGGCGGCACAAGCCAAAUAUUUUGUAACUGCAAAUAAUCUAUUUGCAUCAAUUCAUCAUCAUGUCUGCAUUAUUACAAAAACCCAAAAGUGAGAUGACUCCAGAAGAGUUGUCCAGUAGGGAACAAGAAGAGUUUAAUACUGGUCCCCUGUCUGUCUUGACGCAGUCAGUAAAGAACAACACACAAGUCCUUAUCAACUGCAGAAACAACAAGAAAUUGUUGGCCAGAGUGAAAGCAUUUGAUAGACAUUGCAAUAUGGUAUUGGAAAAUGUAAAGGAAAUGUGGACAGAGACCCCUAAAACAGGAAAAGGAAAGAAGAAAUCCAAGCCAGUGAACAAAGACAGAUAUAUCUCAAAAAUGUUCUUACGAGGAGAUUCCGUUAUCUUGGUUCUCAGGAAUCCAAUGGCUACCAGCAAAUAAAAAAAUAUAGUGGUGUUCCAUGUGAAAUCAGAAUAUUUGGUAUUGUAAAAAACAGGACUGCAAAGAUCAU